This is a messenger RNA of Megachile rotundata (alfalfa leafcutting bee), 512 nucleotides long. Its product is annotated as sodium channel protein Nach. The record is from RefSeq and is a predicted model, not a curated record. Gene Ontology annotation, cellular component: plasma membrane. Gene Ontology annotation, molecular function: ligand-gated sodium channel activity. Gene Ontology annotation, biological process: sodium ion transmembrane transport. Lineage: Eukaryota; Metazoa; Arthropoda; Insecta; Hymenoptera; Megachilidae.
CUUCUGCAACCCCCUAAGAGCCAUAUAACGAGAGUCUAUUGUAAAUAUAAAACAUACAAUAAUGUUCUUUUUAUAGACAUAGAAAUUAUAAUUGACAUUUGUAUUAAGGUUAAAGAACCUGGCUGUACCUUAGACAAAAUUUCUGGUUACGUCAACGAUAUAAAAAUAGUUUCACACCUUAUUUAUUGUUUGCAGAUAUUACUACACAGUCCUUUUGAUUAUCCGGACGAUAAUGCAGCAAACUCAAUAAUACCGGUUAAUACGUAUUCAUUUCUAAUUGUUCAGCCAGGCGAAACGUAUUCCACGAAUAACGUUAGAAAGAUGUCUUCAAGAGGUUGCAUAUUUAACGACGAACCAGCUGCAUUAGACCAUAUUGAUAAAGAAAAAUAUUUCAUUCCAGCAAGAUAUUCACUUAUAAAUUGCUUGGUAGAAUGCCGAGCUAAUGUAAUUAAUAUGAAAUGUGGAUGUAUUCCAUACUAUUAUCCGCAAAGCAGUUAGUUCACUUUGACAUG